UCCUUCCUUCCUUCCUGGCUUCCCCGCUGAAUCCUGAUCCACUGAUGUGCGGACGUGUGGAUUGUGGAUGUGGUGAGAAUUACGAAAACCUCUGUCCUUUUUCUGUGAUUCUCCAACGCUCUCCAUCCACUCGGCAGAUACAGGUCUAGGUAGGACUCAACGGACCAACCAACUAGAAACGGAGCAACUCUAAAGGACGAGCAUGGCUAUGUACACGGACGGCGAAGGCCCCAUGAUGAAGCUCAAUCUGGGCCUGGUGGCCGAUCCGCCUGAGGUCGAGAGUCCCUUGCCCGUGCGCGUGGAACCCAAGCCUCGACGGCCCUUCGAUCCCAGUCUCCACGGCCUGGAUCCCAAGUUCAGGCUCACCAACUUUGCCGAUCUCAAGGGCUGAGGCUGCAAAGUCCCUCAGGCGGUUCUUAUCCAACUGCUCGAGGGAAUCCAGUCCUCCGAUAACCAAGGACAAGCCUAUCCUAACAUGGCUGUCCCCAGGAUUGGGAUUGGGAUGGACUCUUCUAUUACUCCUCUUCGUCACGGUGGCUUGUCCCUAGUACAAACCACCGACUUCUUUUAUCCUUUAGUUGAAGACCCUUAUAUGCAAGGGAAAAUUGCUUGUGCCAAUGUUUUGAGUGAUCUCUAUUCUGAGGGCGUAACGGAAUGCGACAACAUGCUGAUGCUUUUGGGCGUGUCCACGAAAAUGACCGAGAAGGAACGCGAUGUGGUGAUCCCACUCAUGAUGCGCGGCUUCCGCGAUUGUGCUUUAGAGGCUGGCUGUGACGUGACCGGAGGACAGACCGUCCUCAACCCGUGGUGCACCAUCGGGGGAGUGGCCACCACCGUCUGUCAACCCAAUGAAUUCAUAUUACCUGAAUCCGCGGAAGUGGGAGAUGUCUUGGUGUUGACCAAGCCUUUAGGUACGCAAGUCGCCGUUAACGCCCAUCAAUGGCUCGACCAGCCCGAGCGUUGGGAGAAGAUCAAGCAUUCCGUCACCGAGGAACUCGUCCUCAAAGGCUACGAACGGGCUAUGGACUCCAUGGUUCGACUCAAUCGGACGGCGGCCAUGCUCAUGCACAAAUAUAACGCUCACGGAGCCACCGACGUCACAGGAUUUGGAGUGUUGGGCCAUGCCGCCAAUUUGGCCAAAAAUCAGAAGGCUGAGGUCUCAUUUGUGAUCCAUAACCUUCCGGUGAUUGCCAAAAUGGCGUCGAUAGCCAAAGCAUGCGGCAACAUCUUCAAGUUGUUGCAAGGAUACUCAGCCGAGACCUCUGGAGGUCUACUCAUCUGCCUUCCCCGCGAUUCAGCGGCGCCUUUCUGUAAAGAGAUCGAGAAACUCGAAGGCCGAGCGGCCUGGAUCGUGGGCAUUGUGGAAAAGGGCGAUCGAACGGCCCGGAUCAUCGAACGACCUCGCGUGAUUGAAAUCCCGGCCAUUGAAAAAGAAGGCCAGUUGUGGUAGUUGGGGUGCGAGUUCUGCGCCUCGAUUAUAAGCCCAAAUGUCAGAUGAAUGUGAACACUCAAAAAGUCGCAAGCUCUUUACAAUCAUUUUCUUCGCUUAUCUUAUUUCCGUCUCAAAGAAAAAUAUUUUUGAGAAUUCUUAAAUCAUGACGGACGUUGGGACCAACCCUUUGUUUUUGGGAUCCAAGCGUCUUGAUAAUCCUUAACUUAAGAAUUCAGAACUAUUUUUUCCACACAUUUGAUCUAAAUAAAAUUAAACACUUAACUAA
Messenger RNA from Tigriopus californicus, 1718 nucleotides. RefSeq names its product inactive selenide, water dikinase-like protein. Gene Ontology annotation, biological process: L-selenocysteine biosynthetic process. Gene Ontology annotation, molecular function: selenide, water dikinase activity; ATP binding. The record is from RefSeq and is a predicted model, not a curated record. The transcript has 6 exons. Bases 476 to 1450 code for a protein of 324 amino acids. Lineage: Eukaryota; Metazoa; Arthropoda; Copepoda; Harpacticoida; Harpacticidae. Gene Ontology annotation, cellular component: cytoplasm.